CAUAGCAGCAGGUAAGGGUGUGGCCAAUCAUAUUUGUGGCAGUUAACCGAGAGCACCAGGAUUCUGGAUUCACCAGGACGCUGCUGGCGGCGUCCGAUUUAAUCUAAUAAGAAGAAAACAAGAUGGUGGAGCUAACAAGACAGCCGAGUCGUGUGGUCUCCCUCCAGGCUGGACCUGGUGAGGUGGGGGCCGGCAUCCAGUUUGACGUGACUCGCAGGGCCAAUGACAGGGCUGUACGAGCCAUUGGGCGCCAGUUGGCUAUUAUUGGAGACCAGCUGGACCAGGAGUGGGCUAGCAGACGGCCAAACUGGCAACCAGCUCCUCUCCAUAUUCUGAGACCUGCUCAGGCACUGACCAGGAUGAUCUAUCGGGAUAUCCACAGUCAGCUGUUGGGGUUUCAGGGCCUGUCUUCUGCAGUGAAAGCCUGGAUAGCGGGCACUGUUCCUGGGCAGGGGAUCCUCAGAGCGGACGCCUGGGUGUCCAGUUUGAAACCAGUCACCUGCACUGGCUGGACCAGAGGAGGCCUGGUGACGGUGGCACUGGUUGCUACGGUGACCAUGUUUGGUGCACUAUGGGUGGAAUGGAGAAGGCCAUGAGAAGACGGGUCUUUGUGGUCCGUAUUUUACAAAACAAAAAAACAAAAAAAACAAUGUUUGCUUAUGAGUGAUAAUGAUUUCUAACUGAUUUUAUAACUGCUGUUUACCUUUACUUUUUUUUAUUUUUGCCCCACCGAAUGAACAGAAACAGGAGAAGGAGAAAAAAAGGAUAUUGAAUUUGUUCUGUUGAAAUGGUUUAAAUUAGCUUUACAGUGUUGCCUGAGGACUUGGCCAGCAUAUUGUAGCAGUGACAUGUUGUUUCACGGAUGUAUUAAGGUUUAAAAGUCUUGUCUUCUAUGACCGGACUGUUGCUGGUUUGCAGUCUUUUGUUAGCAGAUACGUUUCUUACUGGUAUAAGAAGCCUUUUUUUAAAAACGUAAAUGAGACAUAACCAGGCCUAAUAUAAAACAAAGGGAGCUGGGCUUUCUGUUUCUGAUUUGAAAGUGCUUUUUUAUGUAUUGCAAAUAAACUACAUCAUGAUGAAAA
This is a messenger RNA of Labrus mixtus (cuckoo wrasse), 1082 nucleotides long. RefSeq names its product BCL2 interacting killer (gene bik). Bases 123 to 596 code for a protein of 157 amino acids. The record is from RefSeq and is a predicted model, not a curated record. The transcript is spliced from 6 exons. NCBI's taxonomy places the organism in Eukaryota, Metazoa, Chordata, Actinopteri, Labriformes, Labridae.